AUGAAGCCUUCAGCAUCUAUCUACGAGCCACUCGAUGACGUCUUCAAAUCCGUUCGAUUAAUCGAAGUCCUUCCACCGUCAUCCGAUCGUCAAAUCUGCAUUCGCAUGCGACAAGCCCAAGCCCCAGUUCAGUACCGAUGCCUAUCGUAUACGUGGGGAGACGCAUCUCAAGAAAGCGAAAUCCUCGUGAACGAUCAAUCCGUUCGCGUGCGCUAUAAUCUAUACACAUUCCUGCAGACAGCGCAGCGCCGGUACACAGAGCAGUUACUAUGGAUCGACGCACUAUGCAUCAAUCAGAAUGACAACAUAGAGAAGAAUCAUCAGGUGCAACGUAUGGGGGAGAUUUUUAGCGGUGCGGAGGCGGUGCUUAUU
Trematosphaeria pertusa is the source of this 372-nucleotide messenger RNA. Its product is annotated as HET-domain-containing protein. The transcript has a single exon. NCBI's taxonomy places the organism in Eukaryota, Fungi, Ascomycota, Dothideomycetes, Pleosporales, Trematosphaeriaceae. The annotation marks the transcript as partial. The record is from RefSeq and is a predicted model, not a curated record.